Messenger RNA from Paramecium tetraurelia, 342 nucleotides. RefSeq lists its product as uncharacterized. Lineage: Eukaryota; Ciliophora; Oligohymenophorea; Peniculida; Parameciidae. The record is from RefSeq and is a predicted model, not a curated record. The transcript is spliced from 2 exons.
AUGUAUUUUUAUAAUCAAUCUACCAACAUCGGUAAUUUCAGUCAAUUAGUAGAUGAUAACAAAUAUCUACAUCUAGAACCUUACAACACUCCGAAAGAAAUUGAACAUUUCAAAAAAUGUUUAAGAAGAUAUUCUGAUUAAAAAUGGUAAUUAAUCACCUCCUUCAUGUAGGUACCUUUUUACGUCGUUGUUGACUUUAUAGUGGUUUUGACAUCCUUAUGCAUUUAUGGUAGUAAGCAAGAAAAGUAGGAUAAAUUAGAAUCAAAAGAGUAAAGUUAGAAUUAUAUAGAAAUCAUUAGAGUAAUAAGAAAGGGAGGAGUUCCUCAAGAAAAAUUAGAUUGA